This is a messenger RNA of Ipomoea triloba (trilobed morning glory), 1031 nucleotides long. Its product is annotated as putative glucose-6-phosphate 1-epimerase. Gene Ontology annotation, biological process: carbohydrate metabolic process. NCBI's taxonomy places the organism in Eukaryota, Viridiplantae, Streptophyta, Magnoliopsida, Solanales, Convolvulaceae. The record is from RefSeq and is a predicted model, not a curated record. The transcript is spliced from 9 exons. The coding region runs from base 1 to 954 and encodes 317 amino acids. Gene Ontology annotation, molecular function: isomerase activity; carbohydrate binding.
AUGGCGCCUAGUAUUUUAAGGGAACCCAUCUGUAAAGCGCAUUCAUCGUCGUCGAACACCUCAUCUAUUACUUUAGCGCCAUUACCGAAGAAAAAUGGCGUUGAGUUUGCCGUGUAUUUGUAUGGGGCCCAUGUAACUUCAUGGAAGAAUGAACAUGGAGGAGAAAUGCUCUUUGUCAGUAGUAAGGCCAUUUUCAAGCCUCCAACAGCAAUUCGUGGAGGUAUCCCUAUAUGCUUUCCUCAGUUCUCAAACCUUGGACCUCUUGAGCAACAUGGAUUUGCUAGAAACAAGCAUUGGACUGUUGAAAAGGAUCCUCCCCCACUUCCAUCAGAGUCUACGGCAUUUAUUGACUUGAUACUAAAGCCCUCUGAAGAUGACUUCAAAAUCUGGCCUCACAGAUAUGAAUUCCGAUUGAGGGUAACAUUGGGACCUGAUGGAGAACUUCUGCUAACAUCUCGAAUAAGAAACAUCAACACUGAUGGAAAGCCCUUCACCUUUACAUUUGCGUAUCGCAACUACCUCUCUGUUUCAGACAUAGGUGAAAUUCGUAUUGAGGGGCUAGAAACACUGCAUUAUCUUGAUAACUUGCAGAAUAGGGAGCAGUUUACUGAACAAGGCGCUAUUACUUUUGAAGAAGAAGUGGAUAAAACAUAUCUUGGAACUCCAAGAAAAAUUGCAAUCAUUGAUCAUGAAAAGAAAAUGACAUUUGUUAUUCGUAAGGAUGGACUUCCUGAUGCAGUGGUGUGGAAUCCUUGGGACAAGAAGGCAAAGGCAAUGGCCGACUUUGGAGAUGAUGAAUAUAAGCGCAUGUUGUGUGUGGAAGCUGAUGCAGUGGAAAAAGGAGUCACUUUGAAACCCGGUGAGGAGUGGAAAGGAAAGCAGAAACUGUGUGUUGUUCCUUCAAGCUAUUGCAGCGGACAGCUUGAUCCUCAGAAAGUUCUUCAUGGCAGCUGAAACAUGUUUGUGCUGGCUUAUAUCAUGUACGGGUGCUCUGCUGCAAUUCAUGGUGGGAAUACAACUGCAAUCUCUGU